AUGGAGGAUGAAGGCGGCGGCCAUCAUCCCCGCCUUGUUCAUCGGCAACAGCGGGCCUCCACCGACGGAGAUAAGGACGACCUCCUCGCGUUCUUCUCGUCCAAGGGGCUCCAGACCGGCAACGGCGCCGCCUAUUUCAAGCCGGAUGUGUCGGCAUAUUCACCCGGUCCGCGGACAUCGCCGCCAACACACAGUACGCCGCCAAGAUGGCCGGCAUGUCCAUGGCGUCCCCCCAUGGAUGUGGCGGACGUGGUGGCCAUCGUCAAGAGCGUCAACCCUGCCGCCACGCACGACCAAAUGGUACAGUACCUCAUGGUCUCCACCGAUCGGGCCUCGCUCAACACGACCGAGCCCCGUGGUAUGGACCUACGACACCGGCACGUACCCGGGGCACCCAACCGUGGGGGCGUGUGGCCCAACUACGGCGGCGUCAACGUUGGUACCAUCCUCCGCUGCACGAUGACCGCCGCCCCACCUGCUAAAUAA
Molecule: messenger RNA, 486 nt
Organism: Aphanomyces astaci
Lineage: Eukaryota; Oomycota; Saprolegniomycetes; Saprolegniales; Verrucalvaceae
Exons: 2
Coding region: 1-486 (161 amino acids)
Source: RefSeq, a predicted model, not a curated record